AUGUCACUCGAUCCGCCUGCGUACAUCCAGUCGCUACAGAACAAUAUCCGAGCACGACCAAUAAGCUGGGAGGGAGCUGUCCGAGCGAAGACGAUCACAGAUGCAGACUUGAAGAAGAUCAAGGCAAUCGACAAGGUUCGGAAGGAGCAAAGGAAGCAGGUCAUCGAGUCGGAUACCGAUACGUAUACUGCACUUCUACUUGGCAAUGGUGAAACGAAGAGCAUAUUCGAGGGCGCAGCAAAGCGAACAGAUAUCCUGCAGUACAUGCUUGUGCUUACUGGCGAUCUCAUAGAAGACAUACCUGCCCUCGUCGACUCCCUCGUGAACCACCCACAUCCUUACAAGGCGCUCUUACCACUUCUGAAGCAGUCAAACAAUGCCGAGGAUCCCAUACCACUCCUCACCUCAGCUGUCUUGUCAUCACUCCUCUCCCGAGCUCUGAUAGCACAGCCGAAGUCCAACCCAGAGAUCGAUGAAGCUCUACCGAAGAUCUAUACCUACAUCUCUGCGCUGUCAAACACUUCGGACUCGAAUCUACAAGACAUCGCGGUACAGGAGUACAGUGCCCUACUGAGAACCUCGAAGUCGCGACAGCAAUUCUGGAAGCAACGAAAGGAGACUCUAGGCCCCCUUGUGGAUGUCCUGCGCAACGCUACUGGUGGAAAGGACACCGACAGCACGUUAUACAAUGGCUCGGCUGGUACAAGCAUACGCAGUGGCGCAGAAAGCACCAGCAAGGUCGGAGGGGGCGUUGGACUCCAGCUGCUAUAUCACGUCCUCAUGGCUAUAUGGCAGCUGUCAUUCGAAGGUAGACUUGUCGGCCCUGGUCUUGACGAGGACUACGACGUCAUCCCGCUCUACAUACAUCUCCUGCGCGUAUCGCCAAAAGAGAAGACUACCCGGCUGCUGCUCGGGACCCUGUACAACCUACUCUCCUACAACAAGAGCACUUUGAUGCCAGCGGCCCUACCAGCCAAGCUCCCGUCCGUGUUGACCAACCUAAAGACACGACACUUCAACGAUGAGGAUCUGCUAGAAGACCUGGACAAGCUCACACAGAUGAUGGAUGAGUAUACAUCUUCACAAACCACUUUCGACGAAUACGCAUCCGAAGUCAACUCCGGCCAUCUUCGCUGGAGUCCACCACACAAAAGUGCAGACUUCUGGCGCGAAAACGCAAAGUCCAUCAUCGAGAACGAGCAAGGUGCGCUUUGCAAGAAGCUAGCAGAGAUCCUGAGCAAAGACUGGGCGAACGACAAGCAAGUUCUUGCCAUAGGUUGUAAUGAUGUUGCAUUCUUGGUGAAGGAGUGCCCGGAGAAAAGGCGAGCGCUCGAGAAGAUGGGGCUGAAGUUGAGAGUCAUGAGCCUCAUGCAGGAUGAGAACGAGAGCGUGCGGUGGGAGAGCCUCAGGGCUGUGGGUGAGUGGUUGCGGUACAGUUUUGACAGUCAGUAG
Molecule: messenger RNA, 1452 nt
Organism: Recurvomyces mirabilis
Lineage: Eukaryota; Fungi; Ascomycota; Dothideomycetes; Mycosphaerellales; Teratosphaeriaceae
Gene: VMA13
Product: H(+)-transporting V1 sector ATPase subunit H
Exons: 2
Coding region: 1-1452 (483 amino acids)
Biological process (GO): proton transmembrane transport
Cellular component (GO): vacuolar proton-transporting V-type ATPase, V1 domain; fungal-type vacuole membrane
Molecular function (GO): proton-transporting ATPase activity, rotational mechanism
Source: RefSeq, a predicted model, not a curated record